Messenger RNA from Oncorhynchus gorbuscha (pink salmon), 1101 nucleotides. RefSeq names its product neuropeptide Y receptor type 2-like. Gene Ontology annotation, cellular component: membrane. The coding region runs from base 1 to 1101 and encodes 366 amino acids. Gene Ontology annotation, molecular function: neuropeptide Y receptor activity. The record is from RefSeq and is a predicted model, not a curated record. Gene Ontology annotation, biological process: G protein-coupled receptor signaling pathway. The transcript has a single exon. Lineage: Eukaryota; Metazoa; Chordata; Actinopteri; Salmoniformes; Salmonidae.
AUGGAUGCUGAAAGUCAAGUAAACAUAACUCCAAUGGAGAAUUGGGUGAAUUCUUCUAGACUUGCUUGUGAAUUCUCAAACUGCCGCAACAACUUUCCAGACCUGGAGGACAGCACCAAGCUGGUGGGAGUGCAAGUGAUCCUCAUCUUGGCUUACAGCACCAUCAUACUGUUCGGAGUCAUCGGAAACUCCCUGGUGAUAUACGUGGUGUACAAGUUCAAAACUCUGCACACCGUCACCAAUUUUUUCAUCGUGAACCUGGCUGUGGCCGAUCUGCUGGUGAAUACUCUAUGUCUGCCCUUUACUUUGAUCAAUACUCUCCAUGGGGAGUGGAGGUUUGGCCAGGCAUUGUGCUUCAUGCUGCCCUUCUCCCAAGGCAUGGCCGUGCACGUUUCCACCAUCACGCUCAACAUCAUCGCCCUGGACCGCCACCGGAGCAUCGUCUACCACCUGGAGACCAAGAUGUCCAAGGAAAUGUGCGCCGCUGUCAUCAUCAUGACGUGGGCCAUAAGCGCAGUCCUGGCCAGCCCGCUCGCCAUCUUCCGGGAGUACGGGACGUUUGACCUUUCGCCCGAGCAGUCCAUUCAGGUUUGCACGGAAAAGUGGCCAGGGAGCGGCAUGGACGGGACCAUCUAUAGUAUCUCCAUGCUCCUGCUCCAGUACUGCCUGCCGCUGGCCAUCAACUCCUUCGCCUACAUCCGCAUCUGGAGUAAGCUGAAGAACCACGUGAGUCCGGCAGGGAGGAACAACCGCCACCAGCGCAAGAGGAAGACCACUAAGAUGCUGGUGAUCGUGGUGGUGGUGUUUGCAGUGAGCUGGCUGCCUCUCCACGCCUUCCAGCUGGCCAUUGACAUUGACAACAGUGUCUUGGAAAUGAAAGACUUCAAGCUGCUUUUCACCAUGUUCCACAUCGUGGCCAUGUGCUCGACCUUCGUCAACCCCAUCCUCUAUGGGUGGAUGAACAACAACUACCGGACUGCGUUUCUGUCUGUGUGUAAGUGCAGCCAACCUGUCAAUUCUGGGUCGAGGAACAUCAUGAGCAGAAAGACACUGAGGGAAAAAGACAUGAGCGAUACAGAUUUCAAAGCGACUAAAGUCUGA